Hevea brasiliensis (rubber tree) is the source of this 1881-nucleotide messenger RNA. RefSeq names its product probable pectinesterase/pectinesterase inhibitor 12. Gene Ontology annotation, biological process: cell wall modification. The coding region runs from base 147 to 1763 and encodes 538 amino acids. The transcript has 2 exons. NCBI's taxonomy places the organism in Eukaryota, Viridiplantae, Streptophyta, Magnoliopsida, Malpighiales, Euphorbiaceae. Gene Ontology annotation, molecular function: pectinesterase activity; pectinesterase inhibitor activity. The record is from RefSeq and is a predicted model, not a curated record.
UUUUCGAAGACCACCGUCAGGAAAUUAUUUCUUAUAGUUUCAUUACAUUAAUCCAAUAAAUUAACGAAAAUCCAUGCAACUUAUUAUGUCCCCGUAUUGUCUUAAAUAAAGAAAGUCCCCUGCCUUUUGCAUCAACUCUGUGGCUAAUGGCUCUCUCCAUUCUAAAGCUGCUGCUUCUCCUCCAGCUCCUUUCUUCAAUCUUCUUCCCUUCCAUAUUGGCUCUGAACAAAUCUUCUGCAAAUUCUCUCGACACACAUCUCUCUUCCAUAAGAAACUUCUGCAAUAGCAGACCCUACCCAGAUGCUUGUUUUGACUCGUUAAAGCUUUCAGUAUCUAUAAACAUUAACCCAAACAUCCUCACCUUUCUCCUCCAUUCUCUCCAAACUGCAAUAUCAGAGGCUGGAAAACUUACAAAUCUAUUCUCGACUGCUGGCAGGUCAAAUAUCAUUGAGAAACAAAGAGGGGCAAUCCAAGAUUGCAAAGAACUACAUCAAAUCACAUUGUCUUCUUUGCAAAGAUCAGUUUCAAGAGUCCAAGCAGGCGGCUCUGAAAAACUAGCUGAUGCAAGAGCCUAUCUUAGUGCAGCACUCACAAACAAGAACACUUGCUUAGAAGGACUAGAUUCUGCAACUGGUUCAUUGAAGCCUGUUCUAGUGAAUUCCUUGAUUAGUACAUAUAAGCAUGUGAGUAACUCUCUUUCAAUGCUCUCUAGUUCAAGUUCUAAUAAGGUUCACAAGAAUCGCCGCCUCUUAGGAUUACCAAAAUGGAUUUCGAAAAAAGAUGGUAAGACUUUGCAGAGUGAUGUUGAUGAAUAUGACCCUAGUGAAGUGCUUACAGUAGCUGCUGAUGGAACUGGGAAUUUCAGUACCAUCUCUGAUGCCAUAAAUUUUGCUCCAAAUAAUAGUUAUGACAGAGUCAUUAUCUUUAUUAGAGAAGGGGUAUACGAAGAGAAUGUAGAAAUUCCAAGCUAUAAGACAAAUAUUGUUCUGAUUGGUGAUGGAAGUGAUAUUACAUUCAUUACUGGUAGCAGAAGUGUAGAUGAUGGUUGGACCACUUUCAGAUCUGCAACUCUUGCUGUGUCUGGUGAGGGUUUCUUGGCACGGGAUAUAACCAUUGAGAACACAGCAGGACCACAGAAGCACCAAGCUGUUGCUCUUCGCAUGAAUGCAGACCUUGCAGCAAUGUAUAGAUGCACCAUUAAUGGGUACCAAGACACAUUAUAUGUGCACUCAUUUCGACAGUUUUAUCGAGAAUGUGACAUUUCUGGCACUAUAGACUACAUAUUUGGCAAUGCUGCAGUAGUUUUCCAGGCUUGCAACAUUAUAUCUAGAAACCCAUUGUCUGGCCAAUUCACUGUUAUUACUGCCCAAUCUCGAGAUAACCCUGAUGAAGAUACUGGAAUUUCGAUACAGAAUUGUUCAAUUCAGGCUACAGAUGAUUUAUACUCUAAUUCUACUAGUAAUAAAAGCUAUCUAGGCAGGCCAUGGAGGGUGUACUCUAGGACAGUCAUUCUUGAGUCAUACAUUGAUGAUUUUAUUGAUCCAACAGGGUGGACAAAUUGGUCUGGUGAUCAAGGCUUAGACACUUUAUAUUAUGGAGAGUAUAAUAAUUAUGGACCUGGUUCUGCUGUGGAUCAUAGAGUUGCUUGGCCUGGAUACCAUAUAAUGGAUGAUUAUGAUGCCUAUAACUUUACUGUAUCAUAUUUCAUCACUGGUGAUGAAUGGCUGGAUUCCACUUCAUUUCCUUAUGAUGAUGGGAUUUAAAGCAUAGGUGAUUUUCACGUCGAUAACUACAUUUCUACUUAUUAAUUGUCAAUUUGGCUGACUAAGUAGCCUAAUAUUUCCAAAGCAAAGAUUAAUGAUAGAUUCUCUUUACAUGUCA